Messenger RNA from Acaulospora morrowiae, 555 nucleotides. The record is from the annotation of a GenBank genome assembly. NCBI's taxonomy places the organism in Eukaryota, Fungi, Glomeromycota, Glomeromycetes, Diversisporales, Acaulosporaceae.
AUGGUAUACGGUCUCAACCUGACCUCUAAAAAUUCAUCCGCACAACCUCCAAAACUAAAAAGAGCAUUAAUUUUUGAUGAAGCCGAUGACCAAGAUUCCAACGGGAUUACUGACGAACAGUAUAAAGAAGCGUUGGAAGAAGUUCCCACUGCUUUUGCAUACGAUGAAGUGUAUGAUGAUAUGAAAAGUGCCGAAAGGAAGAGAUUAGAGAUCAAAGGAAAAGAUAAAGGUUGCAAUAAAAAGCCAAAAUAUGUUGAUAGUUUAUUGAAAGCCGCUGAAAUUCGACAGCGAGAUUAUAUUCGAGCUCAAAAGCGCAAGUACUAUUUAAUCGUAAACAGAUAUAAAGCACAACAAGAAAAGUUGAGAAAAGCUGAGGAAGAAGAAAGGCUGCGAGAUCAAACUAGUUCAUCAAAAACUGCAGCCAUAGAAGCAAGUCGUUCUAAGAAGUCAAAAUCAGCUGCGAUAGAAGAUGAUUCUACCGAUCAACAACCAAAAACUGACAGGGAGCUUGCAGAUCAAGCCAAGCAAGAGCAGCUGGUAAAAUGGUAUUGUUGA